AAUAAUUUUAAUAAAUACAUGAUGGACUUCAAUAAAUCAUUGGAUGAACUAAUCGCUGAAAAUAAGGAGCGUGAAAGGCACAAUGAACGAUUCAAUUUAUUUAAAUUCGAUUACAAUAAAAGUUUAGAUGAUAUAAUCGCAGAUAAAAAAAAUCAUCAACAAAAACGCUGGAAACUCCGUCGUAAUAUCUCUCGAAAAAAUUGGAUUUAUAAAAAUCGUGCCAAAUUUACUUUUAAGCAAGGGGUUCAAAAUUAUGCUAUGGUAAUGAUUUAUAAUGUUAACAAAUAUGUAACCAAUGAUGAUCUACAUACUCUCUUCGAAGAUUUUGGAGUUAUAAUUGAUUUGAGCGUGCAUUACAACAAUGAUGGUCAAUCUUUAGGUAUAGCACAUAUUUUGUAUAAAAUAGGAAGGAUGCUUUUUCAGCUAUUAAGGCUUACAAUGGAAUAAACCUAGAUGGAAUUCCAAUGCUAAUAAAAUUAUGUAGUUUGGUAGAUAUACGUUUUUGCAGAUUAUAUGGAAAUCGUUAAGUAAAAUUUCAUAACACAAGAAGAAGAAGUUAAGGCAAUGACUAUUUUAAUUAAUUUACUUAAUAGAAUUUUGAA
Messenger RNA from Teleopsis dalmanni, 602 nucleotides. Its product is annotated as THO complex subunit 4D-like. Gene Ontology annotation, molecular function: RNA binding. Lineage: Eukaryota; Metazoa; Arthropoda; Insecta; Diptera; Diopsidae. The record is from RefSeq and is a predicted model, not a curated record. The transcript has 4 exons. Bases 19 to 447 code for a protein of 142 amino acids.